This is a messenger RNA of Manis pentadactyla (Chinese pangolin), 835 nucleotides long. RefSeq names its product odorant-binding protein-like. The transcript is spliced from 7 exons. Gene Ontology annotation, molecular function: small molecule binding; odorant binding. The record is from RefSeq and is a predicted model, not a curated record. Bases 68 to 595 code for a protein of 175 amino acids. NCBI's taxonomy places the organism in Eukaryota, Metazoa, Chordata, Mammalia, Pholidota, Manidae.
GUGCACAUUUCAGAUCUCCUGCAACACCCGGCAGUCUCCCAGCUUCAGCAGAAGGACGACAGGCACCAUGAAGAUGCAGAUUUUGCUGCUGACCCUUGUACUCGGUCUGGUUUGUGCAGACCAGGUACCUGUACUUGAGAACGACGUGCUGAUUUCAAUUCAAUUGAACACUCUUCAGAUCGCAUCCUCUAACAAAGGGAAGAUAACGAAUGAGGGGCCAUUCCAAGCUUAUGCCCGUCAAGUUGAACUGAACCCACAAAACGGCAAAAUCUUCUUCACAUUCUAUGUCAAGGAAAAUGGAGUAUGUGUACAAAAACUGGCCGAGGGAACAAAAGUAGAAGACAAUGUUUACCAGGUUACCUAUUCCGGUGAAAAUGUAUAUAAAAUUCUCUAUAAGGAUGAAAAUGCUAUGAUCGCAGAGAUAAAUAACAAGGAUGCGGAAGGCGUGGAAACGAACAUAAUUGUAUUGUAUGGCAAAGAAAGUGAUAUUAGUGAGAAAGCCGUGGCAAAGUUCAGGAAGAUAACGGCAGACCUGGGAAUUCCAAAAGAUAAUAUCGUCAAUAUCAUCAGUUCUGACGACUGUCCUGCGAUUUAAUGAAAACAGGAUGCACAACCUCUCAGUGGUUAAUGCCCCUGAGAACCGGUACAACGUCUCCCCCAUGGAAUCAGGACCAGAAGAUGAAGAGAACAUCCCUUGCGUCUGCACUACGUCACCUCUCUCUGCCCAUAAGCGAGCCCCGUUUCCCAUCUCAUCUCUGUCACAACCACUCCUGUCCUGCUUGGUGCAGUUGGAUUUCUGAAAGCUUAAAUAAACUGAUUUAAGAUAGCAACUGCA